AUGCCCCAACAAGACGACGAGCCUCACCCCAAUGGUAAUGGCCACACUGUCUCAGAAACCUCGCCUCUCCUCACCAAGAUCCGCUCCACGGAAGUCGUUCUCGAUGGUGCUGCUCCAGAAGGUCCCUUGGCUGCGCCCUCCAACGGGACAUUCGAUCCCAGCGACAACAGCAAUGGCGACGCCCUCGAGAGACAAACCUCUGCCGUGGACCGCCAGAAGCAGUACGAAGGCAUGCCCGAGGUGAAAGCCAAAUUGAAAUACAUCUUUCCCGCCGUGGCCAUUGGAGUCUUCAUGUCGGCUGCGGAUCAGACUAUCAUCGUCAGCAGCAAGGAAGGCAUUGGGUCUGAAUUGAAGGCGUUGAACAUGACGAGCUGGAUUGCCACGGCUUAUUUUCUGACGUUGACGAGCUUUCAGCCGCUUUAUGGGAAGCUGAGUGAUAUAUUUGGCCGGAAGGCAUGUCUCUUGUUUGGCUAUACGAUUUUUGGGUUGGGAUGUUUAGGAUGUGGGUUGGCGCAGAAUAUGGAGCAGUUGAUCGCUGCACGAGCUUUUGCGGGCAUUGGCGGCAGUGCCAUGACUACCGUUCUGUCUAUCCUACUUUCCGACGUCUGCACUUUGAGGGAGCGAGGCACCUGGCAAGGCUACAUCAACAUCGUCUGGGCAACAGGAGCCAGUGCAGGAGCACCACUAGGAGGCAUUGCAGCUGAUUAUAUCGGCUGGAGAUGGGCCUUCUUAAUUCAAGCGCCCUUGUCCGCGGUCGCCUUCAUUGCGGUCUUUUUUGCGCUCAACAUACCGAGCAAUCAAGAAGACAACGAUUGGCGAAAGAAUCUGCGCCGGAUCGACUUUCUCGGAGCUACUGUCCUCAUUGCUGCGGUCUUCUCCUUCCUCCUGGCGAUGGAUCGUGGUAGCAACGUAAGCUGGAGGGUUCCAAUUGCGUACGUCCCACUGGCUAUCUCGGUCCCACUCUUCAUCGUGUUCGUGCUUGUUGAGAUGAAAGUGGCCGUUGAGCCUUUUGCUCCAGCCCACAUCAUCUUCAAUCGCACGACGCUUGCCUGCUAUCUUGCCAACUUCUUCAGUCUGGCAGGAUGGAUGGCUGCGACCUUCUACAUUCCAUUGUACUUCCAGGCUGUGGACCACGUAAGUGCUACUGGAGCUGGCCUUCGAUUGAUUCCUGGUGUGGUGGUCGGUGUUCUUGGUAGCCUCCAUGCCGGCUAUUACAUGCAAAGGACUGGGCGCUUCUACUGGCUGACAGUGGCAUCGUACGCGCUGACUGUGGUAGCGCUAGUUGCAAUUUUCUUGUUCUCCGGGAUAGUCGCCAACAGCUCCUUGGCCAUCAUCAUUGCAAUGGCCGUCGGUGGAUUUGGUAAUGGCAACGGAAUCACAACCACGCUGAUCGGUGUCAUUGCGAAUGCAUCACAUGAGGAUCAAGCGGUAGCAACAGCAUGCAGCUAUCUCUUCCGUUCGCUGGGCAGCGUCUUUGGAAUAUCCAUUUCUGCGACAGUAGCGAACCAGUCGCUGCGGAACAGCCUCGCGAAGGAGUUGCCAGCUCUGGGCUUGCCAGAAGACGAGGCCAUUGACAUUGCGGACAAGGUACGGCAGAGUCUGCGGUAUCUGAAAGAGUUAGACCCGAAGAUCAGAGGCGUGGUGGAGUAUUGCUUUGCGCGUAGUACCAAUGCUGCGUUUGGGCUGCAGAUUGCGCUUGUAGCUGGUGCUGCGAUCAGUGCAUGGUUCAUUCGGGAAAAGAAGUUGAGCAAGUAA
This is a messenger RNA of Zasmidium cellare ATCC 36951, 1755 nucleotides long. RefSeq lists its product as uncharacterized. Gene Ontology annotation, biological process: transmembrane transport; basic amino acid transport. The transcript has 2 exons. Gene Ontology annotation, molecular function: basic amino acid transmembrane transporter activity. The coding region runs from base 1 to 1755 and encodes 584 amino acids. The record is from RefSeq and is a predicted model, not a curated record. Gene Ontology annotation, cellular component: fungal-type vacuole membrane. NCBI's taxonomy places the organism in Eukaryota, Fungi, Ascomycota, Dothideomycetes, Mycosphaerellales, Mycosphaerellaceae.